This is a messenger RNA of Thermothelomyces thermophilus ATCC 42464, 288 nucleotides long. RefSeq lists its product as uncharacterized. The record is from RefSeq and is a predicted model, not a curated record. Lineage: Eukaryota; Fungi; Ascomycota; Sordariomycetes; Sordariales; Chaetomiaceae. The transcript is spliced from 3 exons. The coding region runs from base 1 to 288 and encodes 95 amino acids.
AUGACUGAGACCAUCGUCGACGCGGCCGUCGAGGCGGGCGUCCGCUUCUUCGUCCCGUCCCAGUUCGGCCUGGCCGACACGCACCCGCUGCUGCAGCGCUACUUCCCCAUCUUUGUCGGCCUCUGGCGCGACUGGGGCGUCCGCGGCGGCUUUAUCCUCGACCUCGACCGCAAGCGGGCCAGGCUCAUCGGCAAGGCCGUCGUCGGCGUCCUGGAGGGCAAGGCGGGCGAGGGCAAGACGGAGGUGCGGAUCAAGGACGUCGACCGACCGCAUCCUCUGGGAUCCUGA